Cherax quadricarinatus is the source of this 2481-nucleotide messenger RNA. NCBI's taxonomy places the organism in Eukaryota, Metazoa, Arthropoda, Malacostraca, Decapoda, Parastacidae. The record is from RefSeq and is a predicted model, not a curated record.
GAGAAUCUACAGAGACAUGUCAGGUUUUUCUCAAAAUAGUGUGUGAAACUCGUGGGAAGCACUAAACUCAUAAGGAUCAUUCAGUGCAACAAAAGAAGUCAGAUUCCUACACUUUUCAUUUUCUGUUUCAUCGAUGUGAACACUAUAAAUUUAUUGGACGAUAUAUAUAAAUAUGACUGAAAUUGAACACUCGUUUAAAAUUGGCUGAAACAUUUAAUCUAAAAAUAUUAAUUAUCGUGAAAGAGCACUAGUUACCAAAUUAUCUCGUUUCGGUCCCAAGACCGAAACGUUUGCUCACGUGUCUUUCUAAAGCAAUUUCUCGUUUGGAAAUCUCAAGAAAAAGUGCCAUACAAGUAGUGUCUUAAAGCAACUGACGGGUUCUUAAAACACAGAGUAAACUAAUGAUCAAGAAAAUGUCUCAAUUAUCUGAAAUUACAAUUACUUACAGAACUUUCAGGUAGCAUGGUAACGCUGCAGUUCCGAAUGAUGGAUCUGGCAAUACUUCUGAGUUGUGUUCUGCCUAUCAGCUGUCAAGUCUUAAAUGACCAGACGGAGGUGGGCGUGGCAGGAGACGAGACGGAAGUGGGUGUGGUGGGCGCCGAGGCGGAAGUGGGCGUGAUGGUGAGCCAGAUGGUGAGGCACCACCUGGCUGACUGCCACCUUGUUGUCCUUACAACUACACAGCACUCACACGUAUUUUAUAAUAUAAUAAGACACCUGAGUGAGGGCAUGGUGGCUGGAGUGGUGGUGGAGGCAGAGUGGGUGUUCUCCCUGGACCACCACCUCCAGGGGCUGUGGGGAGACUCCAGAACCACCUGCCGGGGACUCAUCUUUGAUAUCACAGCCAAAAGCAACGCCACCUCUGCCCUUCAGCUUUUAGAAUCAUCAGAGCUGUGGAAAUCGCCAGAGACUUUGGUUGUGGUGGUUGGAUGGAAGUCUGGUGUGAAGGCUGUGCUGCUCCACCACACUUUCCGUAACAGUAUCAACGCCCUCUAUCUAGCUCUCCACAGCACCACCGUAACAAGAAACCGUAACUCACUCAGGAAGAUAGUUCUAGGCCAGCAGUCAGCCGUGGAAAGCAGUGUGUGGGUUUACCGUCGUUGUCUCUACUGUAACAAUGGGAAGGCGGACGUGAAGCUUAUUAGAAAAGGGAAUUUCACUUCAGUUCAGGAGGCUGACAGCCUUUUUCCUGAUCAGUUUAAGAAUUUCAUGGGUCACCAGUUUCGGAUAGUGUCGGUGCAGUACUUUCCUUAUAUAAACUACGAGAGGAACACAAAUUUACCAGGAACCACUGUCACACUCUCUGACUCGCUUGACGCCCGUCUCUUGGACACUUUCUCAGCCUCCAUGAACUUCACUUAUGAGAUACGAGAGGAGAAAGAUCGCUCGUGGGGUCGUGAGGAACAAGGCAAGUUCAACGGGAUCAUGGGAAAGCUGCAACGUGAGGAAGCUGAUUUCAGCACGAUGGCUUCGAUGACGGCAGAGCGCUUGAGAGUUAUGAAGCAUGCAAGUGCUUAUGACUCUGAUAUUCUUACUUUAGUAUCCCUCAAACCUACGCUGCUGCCUGAACACCUUUCACUGAUAAGACCAUUUGCCGGAGAGCUGUGGUGCGCCGUGGUGGUUAUCGUGGCAAUAUGGACCGUGAUUUUGUGGCUGCUGCAGAGGACCUGGGGAUGGGUGGUAGGAAAGCAAGUUUUCCAGUUGAACGACGCGUUCAUGUAUGGCUGGGGCCUCCUGAUGGAGCAGCCGCCUUCCAGAGUCUCCUUCGGCGAUUCUGGAAGACUGCUGGUGGGAGGAUGGCUAGUGUUCUGCUUGGUGAUCACGACGGGGUACCGUUCAUCCCUGGUUGCCCAUCUCACUGUCCAAGGAAGGUCUUUACCCAUAGACACCUUUGAAGAUAUGGUUGCUUUACACGGCUGGAAAUGGGGCAUUGAAUCUUGGAUAUUGAAAGGAGUGCCCUAUGACUACCUGUCGAAACAUACACACCCAGUAGUGAAGAAAGUCUAUAAGGAAAUGGAGGUUCUGGAGGUGACAGAAGGACUGAAGAAGGUUCUGGCUGGCAAGUAUACCUACAUCAGCAUGAAGAAUCACCUCACUGUCAUCGUUACCUCCCGCUACGCUGAUGCCAGGGGACAAACACCUUUCUACAUCAGCCAGAGAGGAGUCUACUCUCUACCAGACUAUGGAUGGGGAUUCAGGAAGGGUGCACCGUUCUUCACGAAGUUUAGUCACUUAAUGGCCUGUCUGAAAGACUCCGGAAUCAUGACCUUUUGGACUAAUGAUGUGAUAGCCAAAAGUGUCAAAAAGACGAGGGAUAUGGAACAUCUCAAUGUUUUGGCAAGCCAACAGGAGGACGACAGCCAAGAAGUAGUCCUGGAUCUCUACCAUGUACAAGGCGCCUUUUACCUGAUGUUUCUUGGUUAUAGCAUCGCCUUUCUCACUCUGCUCGGAGAGAACUUGUCUCACUGCCUUCUCCACUAA